Priceomyces carsonii is the source of this 894-nucleotide messenger RNA. RefSeq lists its product as uncharacterized. The coding region runs from base 1 to 894 and encodes 297 amino acids. The record is from RefSeq and is a predicted model, not a curated record. Lineage: Eukaryota; Fungi; Ascomycota; Pichiomycetes; Serinales; Debaryomycetaceae. The transcript has a single exon.
AUGGAUCAUGAUGUGUUAUUAGAUCAGACUUUUAAAGUAUACAAAUCCAAUCGUAGCCUUAGGGCCAUUCCUCAAGAUCAGAGGGAAUAUAUCCUAUUAAACUUGUCGAAAUUUUUAUUUCGUGCUUAUCAAAAUCAUAGUACGGACAUUAUACCAAUAUACGAUUCUUAUGAGUCAAUUAAAGAUGGAUUGAAACUCACCUUCAAUGGGCUAGAAUAUGGAGGCUACAAACUUAACCAGUUGUCCAUUAAACACAAAAGUUCUUCGAUUUUAAGUAAGCAGGCGUUUGUAUUUUUGAGCAGUGAUCAAUCCUCGUCAGAAUUCAACACAGUGAUAUUGAACAGAGUAUCAAGCUCUUCCACUAACGUUUCUGCCAACGAAUUUAUUAUAUCUUUACUUGAGAACUUGGAUCUUGACGAUCCAUUUGUCAUAAGGGAGCAUCGAUUCGGGUAUCAUUCCAUUAAAGAGGUUUCAAAUCAGCUAACGGACGAGGAAACUGACAAGUACUUGCUAGGUGACAUUGAGCUCGUAUACGUGAUGCAUUUCAACCAUAUCAACGAGAAUUUAAGGCAUAUAAUUAUAAACGUGCCAAACAAAGACAUCCAAAACAUGAAUAAUGCAGGUUUGAUUGACAAUAUAAACAUGUUUCUACAAGAGAAUUCCAAAAUCGAUUUCCAGAAAUUAUCCAUACUGAAGUUUAGUUCAGCAUCCGUCAAUAUAUCUAUAGACGGCAAAAUUAAAAUAUUUGGUGAAAAAUUUAAAGGACAUAUGAGACUGAGAGAACAAGUAUCCAAUAAUACGGACGACUCGAACGAAGAUCCAUUUGGCCAUCCAUUCAUAUGGAGACUACUAUGCUCGCUCUUUCACCAAAUAUUGAAUGUAAAUACUAUAUAG